AUGUUCAAAUGGUUUAAAAGAGAUAAAGCAUAACUUUCUACAAAUCUCAAAAAGCCAUACAAUCAAAUAUCAAGAGAAUAAGCUUAAGAAAUUCUAGCUAAUUUUUCAUAUAGAACCAUGGCUGAUCUCAUUUAUAAAGAUGAUUCUAAUCCAGAUUUAAACGUAGAAUAAGAAUAAAAAAAGAAAAUUCAAUUAAAAACUGAAUGCUAUAUGGAUGAAUAAGGGAAUUUGCAUUUCAAUUAAGAUGAAGAGCAAUUAUCUUGGGUUGAUGAAGAUUCUCAUAAUGAGGAAGAUGAAUUAGAAAAAUAAAUAUAUGAAUAAAUGUAUGAGGAAAUGUAAUAAGAAUUACAUUAAAGAGAAGAACGAGAACAUUUCAGACCAAUUAUAGGUCCUGAAAACAAUGAUAAUGAUGAAUGGGAAACAGAUAAUGAUGAACAAAAUUGA
Paramecium pentaurelia is the source of this 444-nucleotide messenger RNA. The record is from the annotation of a GenBank genome assembly. Lineage: Eukaryota; Ciliophora; Oligohymenophorea; Peniculida; Parameciidae.